Cimex lectularius (bed bug) is the source of this 1504-nucleotide messenger RNA. RefSeq names its product dystrophin-like. Gene Ontology annotation, biological process: synaptic signaling. Lineage: Eukaryota; Metazoa; Arthropoda; Insecta; Hemiptera; Cimicidae. The transcript has a single exon. The record is from RefSeq and is a predicted model, not a curated record. Gene Ontology annotation, cellular component: plasma membrane. Gene Ontology annotation, molecular function: zinc ion binding. The coding region runs from base 66 to 1433 and encodes 455 amino acids.
CCUCUCAGAUUGGCGGCUUUUUUUUUGUCAAACGGCCGCUUAUUUGACCGUAUUCGGAAUUUCGGAUGAAGGGCCGCUCGGACGGAAGUUCGUCUCCGGCGGACGCCACCUCGGGCCUCGCCGCCCUCUACGACGCGUCUCGGUCGUGCGACCGGAUAAAAUACGCCGCUUAUAGGACGGCGGCCAAGGUGAAAGUCUUCCAAGACGGCCUCGGCCUCGGAGCCGUACGCGUCUCCACCGUAGACGGCGUCCUCGCCCGGCACCGGCUCGUUUACACUAACGAAAAGAUAUUCGUCGGUGACGAACAGCUUGAAAGCAUCCUCUACGACUUGUUCUACGCUUCCCGGGCCGAACAAGGAGCGCGUUUCGAUGUCGAGAGGCGCGUAAGUCUCACAAAAGAGUUUUUAACAAAAGUCUUCAAUUCUGAUAAAAUCAGCGUUUUGGAUUUGAAAGUCUGCCUCGUUUGUUUGUGCGGAUCGCCUCUACAGGCCAAAUAUCAGUAUUGGUUCAAACAGCUUUGCGAUCAUAAUCUCCUGCUGCCGAGAACAAGGUUGAACAAGCUGCUCGAUUCACUUCUCGCCUUGACUCGAUUUCUAUCCGAGUCUAAUACUUUUUCUUCAAAAUAUGUCGAAUCGACAUUGGACUCUUGUUAUGGGACGUCGUCGUUUGGAGUGAAUGCCAGUGAGUUUAUCUGUUGGACGUUGAAAGAGCCGCAGUUGCUUGUCUGGCUCUCUACGCUUUACAGGAUGAGGGCAGCGGAAGGAGUCGAGCAUGGAGUUAGGUGCGCGUCUUGCGGAUCCUCUGUCCUCGGACUGCGCUACAGCUGCCUCAAAUGCAUCGGCUACGAUCUCUGCCAGGAGUGCUUUUUUACGGGUAAAGUUACAAAAAAGCACAAACUGAGUCAUAAAAUAUGCGAGUAUUGCGUACGUACUUCGUCUUGUGUGAUGCUGAUCAGGUCGCUCUUGUACCGACUCGUUCGUAACCGUUCAAAACUACAAUACCUCCCUGCGGAUGACGGUCCUGAAAUACCAGACGAUUCUGUCUUUGAAAGGCCUGGCGAUAAACUCACCGAUAUAAUAAGUCAGAUUGAGGCGCAAAGGAAACUACUGAAUGAACAUGACGCCGAAACGAUCUCUGAUCAUGUAAAGUUCCUAGAGGAACAUGCCGAAAGACUCAGAUCUUUAAGGAAAGACAUACAAGAUGACUUUUUUAUGAGUACACCUGUCAAGAAACUCACGGCGGCAUUCGACCUAAGCCCCGUCGUCGAGGUGCAUGAUGACCCGUCCACAAGCAGGUUUUCCGACUGGGCAGACGAGAUAUCUAAAGAUGUCUCGUACACACAGCAACUACACCGUGACCUCGACCUGGUCAUGCAAAAGCUCAACGGACUCAUCGACUCCAACUUCUCAGAUGAAGAAACGACCAAAGUUUGACCAGUGCAACAUCAAAAUAUAUUUGUAACUAUACAAUGUACAAAAUGUCAAUUAUACAAAUUUAAAAUAUA